This is a messenger RNA of Dioszegia hungarica, 1518 nucleotides long. Its product is annotated as transmembrane amino acid transporter protein-domain-containing protein. Gene Ontology annotation, molecular function: amino acid transmembrane transporter activity. The transcript is spliced from 9 exons. Gene Ontology annotation, cellular component: vacuolar membrane. The coding region runs from base 1 to 1518 and encodes 505 amino acids. The record is from RefSeq and is a predicted model, not a curated record. NCBI's taxonomy places the organism in Eukaryota, Fungi, Basidiomycota, Tremellomycetes, Tremellales, Bulleribasidiaceae. Gene Ontology annotation, biological process: amino acid transmembrane transport.
AUGGCCCUGCGGGAAUCCAGCUCGAGCGGCUCUAGCCAGACAGCAGUUGGCGAGAAUACAGCGCUCCUCUCUGCCGACCGACACAGCUCUUCAGCUUCUUUGACAUGGAAGCCUGAUGAACCCAACCCCGGUCCCACACCGGGGAUAUCACGCCCUGAUGAUGGUCUAGAGGAUUAUCAGCCAGGGAAGAGCACCUUCAUCCAGACGCUUCUCAACAUGCUGGGCGAUCUCCUCGGUACAGGUCUCCUCUCGUGCCCUAUCGCCAUCGCCCACCUCGGCUGGGCCCCCUUCUGCCCCUCCUUCUCCCUAAGCGAUGUCAAGGUGCUGAUUACCAGCCUCAAGAUCAUCGUCCGCGUGAUUGAGCAAGAUCGGCGUCUUCGCAACUUUACGGAAAUCAUGAGUAUCGGACUUGGCCCAAAUGUUCGGCGGGCGGUCAACGUGUUGUUCCUAUGGGGCGUGGGGUCUUGGGCUGUCGGCUUGAUGGUGCUGUUCUCGGAGACGCUGAAUGUGUUGCUCCCCUGGCGGAGCAGUAACGACUGGAAGAUUGUCGGACUGCUCGUGAUCAUGCCCACUACAUUCGUCCCAUUGCGAUACCUCUCCCUUACGUCCGGCCUGGGAAUCACGGCAAUUUGUACCCUUGUCUGCGUGUUGCUAUACACCGGUAUCACUAGCGACACCUCCCCCGGCUCACUCGCUCACUCCGCACCGACCGACCUCGUCCCUUCGCAAGGCAUCGCCAAAGCCAUCGUCGCCUUUGGUCUUCUCCUCGCAUCCUUUGGAGGGCACGAGCUCAUCCCUAACCUCAUCUACGAUAUGGCCCACCCGCAACAAGCCUAUGACGCCAUUCACGUCUCGUAUGGGAUCUGCACGGUCAUAUACCUUACGGUCGGGUGUGUAGGCUAUCGGAUGUACGGACGCGACGUGUCUGAUGCGGUCAGCAAAGAUCUCGUACAUUAUGGUCAGACGCCCCAGGCUCUACGGCAGAUUGCGGUCUGGAUGGUGUGCCUGACGCCACUGACUAAGAUUCCCCUUGGUAUCCGCCCUCUGAGCGACACGAUCUUCUCUAUCCUCCGUCUUCAUCCCUCCAGCCCUCUGACCACCCUUGAUAUCUCUCACCCUGAGCUUGGAAACCGCACUCCACUCCGCCCAGUCUCUCGAUACACCCCAUCAGAACCCCUCAAGACCUUCCUUCGCCCGCUUAUCCGUCUCGCACUUCUCGGUGGACUCACCGUCUGCUCCCUCUUCGUACGCCACUUUGAGUCGAUCCAGGGAUUUCAGGGUUGUUACUUUGGUGCCAUCACUCUAGUGCUCUUGCCUAUUCUGUCCGGAGCUAGGGUGUUUGGCUGGCGCCGGACGACACCAGGUGCAGUGUUCGAGGAGGGAGGAAGGCAUACUGGAAAGGGAAGAUGGAGGUUGAGCUGGGUUAUCUUGGCGGUGUUCGCGGCGGUGUUUGCGGUUGUAGGGGCGGUGUGCUCCGGGAUGGUCGGGGAUGAGAAGUUGGACGGGCCGCCAGUCUGA